AUGACACGAGGACCACAAUUUUUUCUCCUGAAGGUAGAAUAUGCAAUGGAGGCUGUGGGUCAUGCUGGCACUUGCAUGGGUAUCGUCGCCAAGGAUGGUGUUGUUUUGGCUGCAGAAAGACGAUUCAUCAACAAUCUGUUGGAUGAAACUGCUUUCUCCGAAAAGAUAUACAAGAUUAAUGAUGAUAUUGCCUGUGCUGUUGCGGGAAUCACAGCGGAUGCUACUGUCCUGAUAAAUGAGAUGCGUCUAAUAGCUCAAAGAUAUCUCCUUUCAUAUCAAGAACCUAUGCCGGUUGAACAGUUGGUUUCACACAUAUGUGAUUUACAACACGGUUAUACUAUGUACGGUGGUCGACGACCGUUCGGCGUUUCUAUGCUGUUUAUGGGCUGGGAUGAGCGUCAUGGUUUUCAAUUAUUCCAGUCCGAUCCGUCCGGGAAUUGUCUGGGUUGGAAGGCUGCGUGCAUUGGGUCCAAUUCAGCAGCGGCUGCCUCUAUCCUUGAGCAGGAUUACGACCCAGAAGCCACAACUGAUGCAGCUAUUAAGCUUUGUAUCAAAGCUUUGUAUAAAACGAUGACCAUGUCCAAAUUGACCUCGGAUAAACUAUCGCUUCUGGCAGAUCGUGUUGCCUGUCGUCUGAAAUCGCGGUAA
Echinostoma caproni is the source of this 648-nucleotide messenger RNA. The record is from the annotation of a GenBank genome assembly. Lineage: Eukaryota; Metazoa; Platyhelminthes; Trematoda; Plagiorchiida; Echinostomatidae.